CAAAUAAAUCCAAACCAAAAUCCUAACACAAAUCCAAAAUCUCCAAAGAUCCAACCACCAUGUCGAGAUCGACGACACCGCUAUCGUUGCUACAUGUAGUAGUAGCUUUGCUGUAUCUGCAGGUUGUCGGGUCGUUCCACCUGGUCUCUCAGUAUCAGUAUACUAAUAGUCCGCAGAAGCAAUCGUACCGAACGACGCCGCUGUACGCCCUUCCCAAAGACCAACUGUUGCAACUCGCCAAAGAGUACGUGGCGAAUCCUUCGUUGGAAGCGUUAGCCGAUGACUUUAUCUUUCGAGGUCCCGUAAUUGGUCCCUUGAACAAGAAGGAUUUCGCCGCCACAUUUGAAUCCGUGGCCAAGAGCGAAAAUGACAUUGGCACGGCAUUUCCCGACAUGGAACCCAAUGCCUUUGGUUUUACCGCCGACGAUCCCGUAGAACCCAAUCGAGUCUGGUACUUUGUACGACCCCGCGGAACCUUUACGGGUCCUUUUGAUCACCCCGUCGUGGGGCGCAUUGAACCCACGGGAGCCAAGUACAUUGCUCCUCCUGAAGCGAGAUCUGUCAUUUUCAAUGACGAAGGCAGAGUCCAGUAUCAGAGCGUUGGGUACGUGACGGAUCGAUUCACGGGAGAUACCACGGGUGGACAGGGGGCCGUAUUUGGACUCUAUGCCGUCAUGGGACAAGAACUGGAUGAUACUGUGGGGAGCCCUGUUACCGUGCUUCUGCAAAAAAUAGCGGAAUGGUUGCCAGAAGGAAUGGUGCCCAAAUCCUACUCCAAAAAGGAGGAAUUGCCAUCGUGGUGGAAGGAUGAACGAAUGGGUGCCCAAAAAUAGCAAACGAAUUGGUCACUUUGGGAGUUUUAUUUGAGCUCAAUCGAGUCGACAAUCUAUCCAUCCAUCCAUCUGCCGACCGACCAAUCAGGCAACAGGAUCCAAAUGGUAUACAUCACAGAUUACUUCGUCAGUCAAAUUGAUCCUGAUGAACCACUCGGGGGUACAAGUGGCUGUUCCAACAGGCUACUAGAACAUCACUCACUCGAUGAUGGAAGCCAGUCUUCUUAGCUUUCUCAUGCUGGGGAAGGGCCAUCACAUCAAUGGCACCUUGAUCACGGUGCGACUCAACAACCACCAAGGAGACAUUUGGAGGUAAAAUCAGUACGGAGAUCGCCACCAUCUUGCUUGAACGACCAGACAUAAGGAGUGGGAGCAUGAGAGGGAUCAGUGGGGUCAAUUGGAGCAAUUGCUGGGCGAGCAAGAGUGAUACGAGGUUCGUUUCAGAGGGAACGAAAGCAACAGGCACCACUAUGAUUCUAGGAGAUUUCUUUUGCAACUAUUUGUUGUACAUGUACUAUUAGCGCCGAUGAAAACUACAUGUACAUGUAUCAGCGCGCCUUGAAUCUCCGGGGGCUGCGCCUUUUAUUUACCCUGGGUAUGAGCAUACGGACCCACAAGGAAUCCCCUGGCCUGGACUUCAUCUUUUAAAUUAAUAAAAGAGCAGAUUAUGAUGAG
This is a messenger RNA of Seminavis robusta, 1508 nucleotides long. NCBI's taxonomy places the organism in Eukaryota, Bacillariophyta, Bacillariophyceae, Naviculales, Naviculaceae. The record is from the annotation of a GenBank genome assembly.